Messenger RNA from Amblyraja radiata (thorny skate), 6293 nucleotides. Its product is annotated as cAMP-dependent protein kinase type I-alpha regulatory subunit. The transcript is spliced from 10 exons. Lineage: Eukaryota; Metazoa; Chordata; Chondrichthyes; Rajiformes; Rajidae. The record is from RefSeq and is a predicted model, not a curated record. Gene Ontology annotation, molecular function: protein kinase A catalytic subunit binding; cAMP binding; cAMP-dependent protein kinase inhibitor activity. Gene Ontology annotation, cellular component: cytosol; cAMP-dependent protein kinase complex. The coding region runs from base 335 to 1477 and encodes 380 amino acids. Gene Ontology annotation, biological process: negative regulation of cAMP-dependent protein kinase activity.
UUGACGUCAGUCGGCGCGGCUGGUUUCCGGUGCGAGGUGACAGUGACGGGGAGCACUCGCCCUGCGCCGCUGCACAAACCGGGCCCUCCAGCCGCCGCUUGCAAUACCCGCUCGGCCCUCGACUCUUUCCCCUCAAACUCCCCGGACGGAGGAAGAAGAAGUCGCCCUUUUACCGUCGGGCCCGUGUUUUUGUUUCUUGAGGGGCGGCGAGGAGGAGGAGGAGGAGGCGGCGGCGGCGGCAGCGGCAGCAGCGACGACGACGACACGACGACGACGGGUCGCUCAGGGCCUGGCGAAUCGGCUGUGAGCGGCGAGCGUCGGCUGGGUGGUUAAGAUGGCGGCCGCGGGGAGCGGGGAAGAAGAGCGCAGCCUGCGAGAAUGCGAGCAAUAUGUUCACAAACACAACAUACAGCAGGUCCUCAAGGACUGCAUUGUGCAGCUCUGUAUCUCCAGGCCCGAGAAACCCAUCGCCUACCUCAGGGAGUACUUCGAGAAACUCGAGAAAGAGGAGGCCAAACAGAUGCACAAUCAGCAGAAAUCAGGUUCUCGUUCUGACUCGCGUGAGGAUGAAAUCUCUCCCCCUCCACCCAUGAAUCCAAUUAUGAAAGAGCGAGGGCGGCGCGGAGCAAUUAGUGCUGAAGUUUAUACAGAGGAAGAUGCUGCAUCUUAUGUAAGAAAGGUAAUUACUAAGGAUUACAAGACUAUGGCUGCCCUGGCUAAAGCCAUUGAAAAGAAUGUGCUAUUCUCGCAUUUGGAUGACAAUGAAAGAAGUGAUAUUUUUGAUGCAAUGUUCCCAGUCACAUAUAUCGCUGGUGAAACAGUCAUACAACAAGGUGAUGAAGGGGAUAAUUUUUAUGUUAUUGAUCAAGGGGAGAUGGAUGUUUACGUUAACAAUGAAUGGGUGACUAGCAUUGGAGAGGGUGGCAGUUUUGGAGAACUUGCAUUAAUAUAUGGAACCCCAAGAGCUGCAACUGUUCGUGCAAAGACCAAUGUGAAAUUAUGGGGUAUUGAUCGAGACAGCUACAGAAGAAUCUUAAUGGGAAGUACACUGAGAAAAAGAAAGAUGUACGAAGAGUUCCUGAGUAAGGUCUCCAUUUUAGAAUCGCUAGAUAAAUGGGAGCGGUUGACCGUGGCCGAUGCAUUGGAACCGGUGCAGUUUGAAGACGGACAGAAGAUCGUGGUGCAAGGAGAGCCUGGCGAUGAAUUUUUCAUUAUUUUAGAGGGUACAGCAGCUGUGUUGCAACGCAGGUCAGAGAAUGAAGAGUUUGUAGAAGUUGGAAGAUUGGGGCCAUCAGAUUAUUUUGGUGAAAUUGCUCUUCUGAUGAACCGUCCUCGUGCUGCCACAGUGGUGGCACGUGGUCCAUUGAAGUGCGUGAAACUGGACAGACCUCGAUUUGAACGUGUCCUGGGUCCUUGUUCAGACAUACUUAAACGAAACAUCCAGCAGUACAACAGCUUUGUAUCAUUGUCUGUCUGAAAUCCCUUUCACUGCUGCAGCAUCCGCCAGAGCAAACUGCCUCAUGUCUGUCUGAAGUGCCGCUUCCUGUGGCGGACCACCACCACCAGUCCCACAGCUUCCUGUCCAUCAGAGAAAGCAUUCCCCUUUGUAGCAUUCAAUGCCGCAUUUGCUUUAUCUUUUUCACAUUGCACCAGCUUUCAACAGUCAAUCCAGCUUCAUUGUACUUUUCUGUUGCUCGGUGUAGAACUCCGAAUGUUUUUUGUCUAUCAAAAUUAAAACACUGCUGUUUUAACUAAACAGUGUGAUUAAUACCCAGGUAAUAAGCUUUGGUAAUGAACAGAGGAUUUUUGAACCCUUUAGCUUGCUCUGUUUUCAAGAUGUUGCAGUGCAUUCAUGUCUUGAAUCAGCUGAAUGUGUGCGAGUUGAACAUCUUUAGGCUUGGGUGAGCAGCUUUAAAAUUGAUGAUUUUUUAAACCCUUGGUGUGCAAAUUACUACAAACAUGUCUAACAUGGCUAGGACUGAUAAAAUGUGUUUUGAAAGCAGCAUUUUCUGUUUGCACCUGGUACAAAUUUGAGGAAGGAAAAGGAAUAGGUUCAGAUCUCUUGGACAUGUUGUAGGUAACAAAUGAGUUCCAUGAUUAAUGUUACCCUUUUAAUUUUUUUGAAAAUAAUUUGAAAAAUUAUUUAAACUCAAGUUAUUUGUUUUAUAUGCUUUUAGACUCUCCUUAGUCCCUCUUCUAUUAGUUCCUGCAAUUCUUCCAAAUAUAUAUUUUCUCAUUCACACACAGGGUUACAUUUAGACCAUUAAAAAAAGAAAAUUAAGUCCAUUUUGAUCUCAUUUAGUAGUCUACCAAAUAAUGGACAUCUUUGUGUAAGGGAUGAGACAGCCAGAUACUUGCAGGAAAAAGAUUAGUUAAUAUACUCUUCAGUUAUGAUUUAUGCAUAUUGGGUACAAUACAAAUAUUUCAGCAUCAUAUUAUUAACCUGUCUCAUCAAGCAAUCAUUAGUUCCAAUCCUUAUAUCGACAUGAUGGCAACCAGAAACACCUUUAGCCCUGAUAGGCUCAACAACCUCAGUACUGCCGAUAGUAACCUCAAAAUUAUCAUCAUUAAAACCCCCUAAGAUCAACACUAAAAUCUGAGUUUAAAAUACCAUCAUUAUCACAAGCAGAAUUAAAAUUAACGGAAUCAUUUGCCUGAGACGAUAGUAAGCUCACUCUUCAAACCGUCAGACUACCUGGGGGUUGGCAAUGCAGAAAGUCAAAUUAAAAAGACUAAAACCGGUAUUAAUAAAAUGCAAUGUUCAACCAGGGCUAUCCAAUCAAACAAAUUCUCCAUAAUCAUUCAAAUCCUCGACGCCCGCACUGGCCCUGGCAUCAUCGCCAGUCGGUGAAGGAUGCACAGCCACCCUGGAAGCUAAAGAUCUUGUAGGUAAAAAAAUGUCCUCCUGGGAUGUUUGUGCCCCAGGGUACAUGCCUGAGAAGUUUUGACCACAAGGCCUACAUUUAAAAGGAAGGGAGCCUUUGUGCAACUCCUAGUGGGAGCAUUGUUUCCCACAGUUAAUAUCUCAUCUGAGAACAGAGACUUCAACUAAGAGGUCGCCCAUCAUCAUUUUUAGUUUCUUUAAUGGUAGAUCUGCAUGGCUCUAAACAACCAUUUCUUGUAAGAUUCUGUUAGCCUACGGCUGCAGUCACUGUGGCUUCCAGGAAGUGCCACGUGGAGAUAUAGCUCAAUGUCUCAUUGGAAACAGUUAUAGCUAUCUAGCUGUAAUACACUUUGGCAAAGCCGAGCUAGCCAAAAUGGCAGAGUAUCAGUCCCUGUGAUGCUCUAGUUUGUGGAGUUUAGCUCAAGGGUCAGCGUGUUUCUCAAUUGAUCAAACCUGUGAAAACAUGAUCUAAAUCACAAACAGAGAGUCAUUUCCUUAUGGAUACUUAAAAUAAGUUGUGUCCCCAUAUCAUAAUAUUAUUUUGUGAACUAGUAAUUAGUGGACCUAUUAGUCCCCCUUGGUUAAUUAAGGAUGAAGCGUUUGAAUUGUAGCCAGAAAAUUACGAGUUCUGAAUGUGCUCAUUGAGUUUGGUUUUGAAUGAGUUGCCAAUUCUGAUAGAGCACUGCAUGGAGACACAGCAAUUUCAUCUAUAGCAACAAAUAGUAAAACGGCUUUUCUUGCCAGAAAACCUGUGUUUUCUUGUGGUCAGUUGUGAAGUUAUAUUGGCAUUAGCUAUGGAAGAUUCUAUUUUCUAAAUUGAGUAUAGAUCUAGAAUGUUGAAAGCUACAGGAAGGGUUUAAGGGUCAGAUGAGAAAUAUGAUAACUCUGUUCCAAAUACUUUUUACUCAAUUUUAAAAUUGAUGACAAGGUGAAAAUAUCAAUUUUAGAGUGGUGCCCUUUGUUUAUGUGGGGUGAACAGUCUGAAUGUCUGUUACUGUUUGCUGACCACAUUGGAAAUACCAAUUUCAGUUGUUAAUCAGUGAAAGUCAUUGGAAUUAUAAAGUAUUCUUUUGUAAGAGUGGAUCAUGUUUUGACACAGUGUGAUUUUGACCAAAUCCCUUUUUGCUGUACGGAUUUUAACAAAAUAACCCCAUGGAUGGAAGGAGUUCCUUUUAGUAUGAUUAGAUAAUCUGUGGAUUUAUUCCCUCGCCACAUGUUAUGAGCUUUCGAUCUGUGUCUGAGACAGAGCUAGAGAAAGGGUUGCAAAAUAAAACUGUGUCUGAGAACCAUUUGUAAUUUCAUUCCAAGGGCAAAAAAAGUAAACAUUCCUUUCAGAAACAAACCAGCACUGUCACCAGUACUGAUGCUGAUACUUCAUGCACUAGUACUUGCCCAGCACAUCACCAAAUCCGCUGCAGUCCUGACCCAAUGUAAAAUAUACAUUGUUUCUUGGUUCUCUCAUAGCAUUGGACAAGUAUAGCUAUUUACUAACUGUCCUGCAUUAGACUAGAAUGAUGCCAUGUGAUAGCUAUUUACAUGAAGAUCAAUAGCUUAUAUUUAAGUUGGUGCAGUUUGCAUUUAAUCAUAGUUGCACUUUUCAAUAGCUCUCAGUAGCUGGCGCUGCUGUUCCAUUAUUAACAUACACCAGAGCUCAGCCAGUAUUAUGCAAAUGUAAACCCAGACACACUGUAGUAAAGGGCAGAAACCAAAAAUUGGACAAUUGAUCCCAACUAGCCAAUAACGUUGGCAUUCUGAAAUGUACUCAAGUUUUUUAGUAAGGCAUGAAGUGCAUUUUAUUUUGAGGCUUUUAAGAAAGGUGGAAACUUUGCUGAGUCUUAAUGACAAUUCAGUAUUUCACAGCUUGGUGUUAAAUAUGCAUCCAUUAUAUACAUACACACGCGCACAUGCACACACACACGCACACAUAUAUAUACAAGCACAUACACACACACUCUACUAAUUCCACAUAGCUGUAAUUAGAAGAAAUUAUAUCCAUAAUUCUAUAUAGAAUGACUUUGGGCUAGAAUUAUUUGGAUUGUACGGCAAGCCAAAACAAAAUUGUUUGUGAGGUCGGGUUGAGCAUAGGAUGUCUAUAGAUUGUCUGCUAAUAUUUCUGUGAAGAUUUAUCAUGUACUAAAUAUUGCUCUGCCUGAUUAAAACAAAAACUUGAACUAUUUUAGCUGCUUUCUAUGUAGCAUACAAUACAAACUUAUUGAUGGUACUCUUGUUUUUUUUAAAAAUCUGUAUGCCAACGCACUUCCCUGUGUAAAUUGAAGAGAGUGCUAACAAAAAUCUAUGAAAAAAACUAUAUUGAAAGCAUAAAGCCUUUUACUUGAAGGUGGAAUUCUGUAUUUCAUUGAAGGGUUGAUGUUAAUUUUAAACUUGUUUUUGAUUUGGAGUUUAAUGCUUUUGAGUAACCAUGAAAUGGCAAUCAUGGAGCACCAUGCCCAGUUUUCACUGUGGUAAUAAAUUGCAUCUAAUCUUCGUUUGCAGGCUUCUGUUUUUUGUGGCAUUUGAUGUCUGUUUUACUGUUGAACUGGAGUAUACUUUUUUCUAAAUAGAGGUAAUUCCUGCUUCAUCAUGUAUACUCCAUUGUUGAGAGUAAGCUUGAGUUUUAUUUCUGGGAUGGACACAAUCAACCAGGGUGGCUGCUGGAAAGUAUCCUCUCCAGAUACAUCAGUGUGAUGGAUAAAUGAACUCCAGUACUUUUGGUAAUUGGACAGAUUGUUCUAAAAACAUUCCACAAUACAGUUUAUCAGAGCCCCAAAUCAUUAAAAAAUAUUAAUGUAGUAUUCCAGUAAUAAAUGUUGAUUUAUGAGACCAUUCUCAUAUUUUGGAAGAAAACCUGACAACUUAACAAAUUGGUUUUGGCUUGUUGCACUUCCUUAUUUUUUAUUUACGUAAAUGAUUUUAUUACAAAGCCGCUGAUAAUAAGUUUAUUGAAUAAUUUGAUGCAGUUGAAGCUUUACCUUUUGUGUGCAAUCAGAACUGUAUGUACAAACGACCACAGUUUGAUGUAGUUUGCCUUAGCUAUCUUAUAUGGGAAUUAAAGACAUUCUCAGCUAGCUCACCUACAAAAACAAAUUUGCAAAGUGAAGAUAGUGUGAUAAAAUGUAGAUUAUCCAAGGACCAUUUUUGUAUUGUUCCCGGAUUUACUGUAUGUGCUAAAAAUAAUCCUUUUGUUAUAGUGUCCUAAUGACGGGUCAAGCAAUAAAAAUUAAUUCUUUAAAAGAAAAUUGUUUCCCUCUGUUCUGAACUGAUAGAAAAUGCAUAUCUAUGGUACUAGUAUUCUUGAGUGAAAUAUAUUGCAGUAAGUGCUUUCUACAAUCUGAAGCUGCACAUUGUUCUUUAAAAAAAGACCCCUCAAUAAAAUCAGUGAGGCGAGCAAACUCACAAUUUGGCAAAUGUA